Molecule: messenger RNA, 2856 nt
Organism: Petromyzon marinus (sea lamprey)
Lineage: Eukaryota; Metazoa; Chordata; Hyperoartia; Petromyzontiformes; Petromyzontidae
Biological process (GO): mitotic chromosome condensation
Cellular component (GO): condensed chromosome; condensin complex; chromatin
Molecular function (GO): chromatin binding
Source: RefSeq, a predicted model, not a curated record
GAGAGGCGGUUGGGACUCCGGUGAUGAAUCGAUAAUCGCGGGAGCUGAAGCGGGAGCGGAGGCGGCUUCCAUCCACCCCCCUUGUCCUCUCGCGCUCUCAACCCCUCUCAUCACUCCCGCCGCGAGUCUCGGGCCCUCCGUCUCCCCUCGCCUCUCCCCGGGGGGGGCCUCAGGGAGCGCUCGGACUCCACAGCAGAUUGAACCACACCACAGGAGCCGUGGCGUACGAAGACUACGGAAGCAGAGGGAGCGCCCAAGCACCGAACAAUGGCCUCGCUCCGUCGGAGAUCCCCCCUGCGUUUGUGCGACUUGGGCUCGCCCGGGCAUGCCCUGAGCAGUCAGAUCGGACUGGAGCCACGGCGGCCCUUCGGCUCCACUCCCACGACGCACUGCGACUACGACGUCGGCAUGGGCAGGCGCAGCCGCCUCGGUGACACCGCGCUGGGGGCCCCCUUCACGACGGGCCUCACCUCCACGACGGGACCCACCUCCUCACCGGGGCUCCACGACUCCGCUCCGUAUGACACCUCGCCCGUGAGGCUCCAUCGCACCUCGCCCGCGAGGACCUUCGUGUCGGGGCCCGCCUCCUCCGCGAGGGGCCUCCGCGACGGCCCCUCGCCCGCGAGGCCCGGCCCCCCUUCGGGCCUGAGCGAGACCCCCCCGCUCAAGGUGGCGCGGAGCUCCACGGGGGGGUAUCCCUCGACCCCGCCGAUGCUCCCCGCCGCGGAGUCGGGCCCCGUCGCAGAGGAGGGCGGCUCCACCCUGGAGGUGUGGGCCCUGCGGGGGUCGCUGACCCAGAGCGAGCGGCGGCGGGGCCUGCUGGCGGACAGCCUACGGGAGGCUUGCGGUGCCCUCGCCGAGCAGGCGAGCCGCCUGCAGCGGCGGCAGGCCGAGCUCACGGACAGCCGCGCCACCGUGGAGGAGCUCACCGUGCGGCAGAAGUAUCUGGAGAGCAGCAUCGCGGCGCUGGAGAAGGAGCGCAAGCAGCUGGGCGCGGGCGCCGGCACGCACCAGCGAGGCCUACAGGAGAGGGUGCGGCGCCUGGAGGAGCAGAUAUCGGACGCGCGGUCGUCGUUGGACGAGGUUGCCACGGAGACGAGGCGGCGGCGCUCGCUGGAGAGGGUGCGUCUCGACGCGCAGGCCCUGGGGCGGGCCCGCACGGGCCCCUGGCCGGGCGCCAGCCCCUCGCGCUGCUCCGUCGGCCCCCUGCUAAGCGUCAGCGGAGCCGUCACCCCGCUCGGUUGCCCCCACGGCUGCGCCAGCGCCGGCGUGGCGAGCCCCCCUCACUUGGCGAGCCCCGCUCACCUGGCGAACGGGCUGGCGAGCGGGCGACUGGCGGAGGACGCGUGGGUGAGGAGGACUCUGAUGACGCAGCUGGACGAGCUCAAGGCCGAGCGGCAAACGUCGGCGCGGGAGAAGGAGCAGCUGUCGUCGCGAGUUCGCGCGCUGGAGGAGGCGUCCGCAGGGCUGCAGACGCGGGUUGGGGCGGCCGAGGGAGAUAGGGACCGGCUGAAGCAGGAGAGGGACGAGCUGAGCAAGCGAGCCGAGACGCUGGCGCACGACGCGGAGUCGGGGGCGCGGCAAAAGUCGGGGCUGGAGGCAGAGCUCGCGGAGAAGGCCGCGGAGCUGGCGAGGGUGAAGGGUCGCGCGGAACGAGUGGAGGAGGAGAGGGCCCGCGCCGUGGAGGAGCUGCGAGCAUUGCAGACGGUCCGCGAGCGCCAGUCCGCGGAGGUGUCUGACCUGCGCCAGAAGCUGGAGACGGAGCGGGAGCGGCUGCUGCGGCACGAGGCGGAGGGGCGGCUGGCGGGGGCGCGCGCCGGCGCGCUGCAGGGCGAGCGGGACCGGCUGCUGGCCGAGAAAGAGCUCGCUGAGAGGGAGCGGCGCCAGCUGCAGGGCCAGCUGGAUGCGCUGCGCGACGCGCACGAGAGCACGAGGCAUGUGUCCUACCCCCUUACCCCCUCACCCCCUCAUCCGCCACUCCUUGCUCCGCCGUGAUCUCCGUUUUUCCGAGUCUGAGUUUGGUCGUGAGGAUCGUUGUGCAACUCGCCGCGUAGUUCAACUUCACGUGGCAGCUGUGUCGGGUGGUGGAGGGGUUUUAGACACAAGUUUGACCGGAUCAUUACGCGGCCUGACCCCAACUAUGAAUAAGGGGUCGGUUUUCACGAUACGGUAUGAAUUUCCACGGAAUGACGAAUAUUUCAAAAAUAUCUCACCGAGAGGGUCCCGUAAGAUGGAGGAUCUCGAUGGCGAGGCUGACGCAUGCGUAGCAGACGCUCGUUUACCACACGUACGGACUCUGUGACUUCAAACGCAGAUUUUGACGAUACAGUUAUCGUGACGUCAGUUUCGUUAACUUUGCGUUCCACGCGUUUAACCAUUUUCUACUCGAGUUUGAAAGUGUUAGUGCGUUAGCUGCAUCCGUCUGUAACACGGGGUCCCGAUAACUCCAAUGCGAAUUGCAUUUCAGCAUCGAAUUGCGUCGCUAUUGGGGGACAUGCAUUCACACUCAAGCCCAAGGCCGUUGGCAGUGGCAGCUGGCACUGUGGCAAAGGGGGCGACUCAAAGCUUGACGAUAAAAUACCAGCGCUACAAGACUGAGAAGCCUCGUCGGCCAAGACGACGACGACGUCACACGCGGUGCUUGCCGUCCGACGAUGGAAUUUGCGCGUCGUCACGUUGCGCGCCAUGCGCAGUCACCGCGUGCGUCUCGAAAGGUAACGGAAUUCAUCGUCAUCAGCCACGAUCGAUCCACUGCUGGAUGGAAGGCUGAGCCCCCCAAGUCGCCGCCAUUCGCCGGUGACGAGUAGCUGCCGACGACCGUGACGACGAUAGCGACGUUGUCCCGUCGCCCGGCCA